This is a messenger RNA of Aspergillus mulundensis, 1179 nucleotides long. RefSeq names its product serine protease. The coding region runs from base 1 to 1179 and encodes 392 amino acids. The record is from RefSeq and is a predicted model, not a curated record. Lineage: Eukaryota; Fungi; Ascomycota; Eurotiomycetes; Eurotiales; Aspergillaceae. Gene Ontology annotation, biological process: proteolysis. The transcript has 2 exons. Gene Ontology annotation, molecular function: serine-type endopeptidase activity.
AUGAUAGGCAUCCAGACCCUGUCCCUGUCUGUCCUCUCGUCUGUCCAGACCGUUGCCAUCGCUCUCUCAGAGGUCAAGUCUCCCGCGAUCUGCAAAGGCGCUGUCCUUAGCGCCUGCAUCCCCCUGAUCCUUAUCAAGCGCCCUAUCAGAUGCACUGCCCGCCUUGGUGAUCUUCCACCAUACCCAGAUGUCCAGCCUAUGAGGCUAUCGUCCUUGUCACUCGUCUGCCCGGAUGUAACCCAGGCUCAGGCGGGUCAAUCUGGAGGGAGGGCAGGGCAUGUGGAUUGCGCACGCGCCGACCUUACUACAGUGGACGAGAGGUAUAUAAACCCUCAAACAUCGCACCCUGUACCUCCUUCAUCCAUCCCACCCAUCCAACCCAGCACCCCUCAAAGCAAUCGGAAGAAGCCCCAGCAAGAGAAGACCGCCAUGAAGACCGCAGCCCUCUCAACCGCCCUCCUCUCCCUCCUCUCCACAGCCCUCGCCGAAAAACUCAUCGUCGGCGGCGACGACGCCGAAAUCACCGACUACCCCUACCAAAUCGCCCUGCUCCAAUCCGGCUCCCUCAUCUGCGGCGGCUCCAUCAUCUCGCCCCGCUACAUCGUGACAGCCGGCCACUGCGCCGACGGCGCCUCAGCCCGCUCCCUCUCUAUCCGCGCCGGGUCGACGUACCAUGCGCGCGGCGGGACCGUCGUCGGGGUUUCCUCGAUCACCGUGCACCCGCAGUACGACUCUGCCACGAUCGACAACGACAUUUCGAUCCUGGAGCUGAGCGAGGAUCUGGUCUUUGGGAGCGGGAUUGCGGCGAUUGAUCUGCCGAGUUCGUCUGCGCUUCCGGCGGCGGGGACGAUCGGGACGGCGACGGGUUGGGGCGCGCUCCGUGAGGGAGGCAAUGUUAGUCCCAACUUGCAGUAUGUCGAUGUGCCGGUUGUGAGUACCAGUCAGUGCAGCAGUGACUAUGCGGGCUUCAAUGAUAUCACGGCGUCCAUGGUCUGUGCGGGUGAGGAGGAGGGCGGCAAGGAUGGGUGCCAGGGUGACUCUGGUGGUCCGUUUGUUGCGGAUGGUGUGCUUAUCGGUAUUACUUCCUGGGGCAAUGGGUGUGCGCGUGCGGGAUACCCUGGUGUUUACUCGAGCCCGGCGUAUUUCAGGGACUUUAUCCAGCAGGUUACUGGGAUUUAA